Molecule: messenger RNA, 1689 nt
Organism: Penaeus vannamei (Pacific white shrimp)
Lineage: Eukaryota; Metazoa; Arthropoda; Malacostraca; Decapoda; Penaeidae
Source: RefSeq, a predicted model, not a curated record
AUGACCACAAAGUCUCCAAACUGUAAAAAAGUGAUCACAAAGUCUCCAAACUUUCCAAACUGUAAAAAAGUGAUCACAAAGUCUCCAAACAAAGUGACCACAAAAAACUGUAAAAAAGUGAUCACAAAGCUUCCAAACAGUAAAAAAGUGAUCACAAAGUCUCCAAACUGUGUUCGCAUCCGUCACAGCCCUCCCCUCCUCCCCUCACAGGUGGAACAAGCCUACAAGCAGUACAUCAAGGACACCGUCAAGCUCUUCGACGCCAGCGGACCCGACGCCCUCGAGUUCGCCGCCCUCCUCUACCACUACGAGAGCCGAAUCGCCGAGAUCACGCCCUCGGAGAGUGUCCUUCGAGACCCCCUGUCUUCGAACCACCUCAUCUCCGUCGGGGAACUGUCGCAGAUCGCUCGGAGUGUUCCUUGGCUCGAUCUCCUGAGGACCAUCUUCCCCAACAGUAAAUUAGAUCACAGGACUGACGUCUUGGUUGUGUCUCGGGAAUACUUCAGUGACCUUUCUGAACUUAUCUCCACGACAGAUAGAAGCCUCCUGAACAACUAUCUCAUCUUCAGCUUCGUGACAGCUUUUAUGCCAUACCUGUCAGCUGAUAACAAAAGAGUGCUGGAUCUUUACCACAGGGAGUUUACAGGUGUGCAAGAGCCGAUGGAAAGGUGGGAGUUCUGUAUACAAACGACAAACAAGUUCUUUAGCUUCGGCCUCGGUUCCCUCUACGAAAGGUCGCCCGCGAGGCUGAGAGUUCGACAAAGGAACGACUAUGUUUUGCACAAAAUCUUCAACCAAAUUCGCUACACCUUCGCCAACAAUUUAGCAAACAGCCGAUGGUACCCGCUGGAGGUCAAGGCACAACUCACAUCGAAGCUCAAUAACAUGACGUUGGCAGUGGGUUAUCCUAACCGUCUGCUGGAUCUCGGUGUGAUUAACGCUUAUUAUGAAGACUACACCAUUUUCAUUAAGGAUUUCUUCCAAAACUUGCAGGACUCCAUCCGAAACGCUCAACGCCAGCUGGAGAUGAAACUGAUCGAGCCGAUGCCAGAGUCGAAGUGGAUGGACGCGCUUUCGGAGGAGUCGGUGUCGUAUAUUCACGAGGCGAAUAAAAUCGUGAUUCCGCCACACCUGCUCAAUCCACCUCUAUUUCACCGCAAUUACCCGAUGGCUAUGCUAUACGGUAGCCUCGGGGUGCAAAUAGCCCGGGCAAUGCUCCGCGCCGUAGACUCCGUGGGGCUAGCGUGGAAUAGCCGAGGUCUCUGGACAACCUUCGAGGACUGGCCGGCCGCGACAAUGGAAGUGUCACGAGAGAAGGACGCUGUAGUCAAGAGGACAGCUUAUGACACGGCCUCCGAGGUUGACGCUGUCAGACAGACGUACCAGGUGGGGGUUCGCGGACUGCUGCAGCAGGCCUAUGUGUCCCUCAUGCACCACCAGCCCCAGCCACAACACCCCAGCUUCGAAAAUUUCAACACCACGAACAUUUUCUUCAUGGCCUAUGCCGGGAGCCUGUGUUCCGACAUGACGGACGAGGAGAAGGAUAUCCACAGGACCUGCUUCUCCAGUCUCAUUGACAAACCAAAACUGGAGGCUGUCCUGACGCAGCUUCCUGAAUUCAGCAAGGACUUCUCGUGCCCAAAGGACUCCUACCAUUUCCCCAAGCGGUUAUGUGCACAAUUCCACUGA